CUUGGCGCGUUCUGUGAGGGGAGGGGGAGUAGCAGAAUGGAGUAGCAGCCAGAGAAACCUCGCGCGCGCGUGCGCGCAGAAGGGAGGAGGAGGAGGGUGGGGGCUUGUCGCGCGUGGUGGCUGAGGCUGAGGGUAGGAGCAGCCAGACGCCGCGUUCCUCUCGAGCCCGUUACUGCCUCCCUCUUCCCCCCCCCCCGCUUCUCCUUCUGGGGUGAGGCAGCGAGUGUGCGCAGUCCGCUCCCCCUUCCUCAGCUCCGGGGCGGGGCCGGGCACGGCCGGGCAAGGGGGCGAUGCCGACUCAGCGAGAGAGCGGCAGCAACAGCGGCGGCGGGAACGGCAUGUCUCACCCGGGUUUGGGUGGCGGAGGCGGCAGCGGCGGUCUUGGUGGCCCGGGCGGGGACGGCGCCCACCAGGUCCGCGUCAAGGCGUAUUAUAAGGGGGACAUUAUGAUAACCUAUUUUGAACCAUCCAUCUCCUUUGAGGGACUGUGCAAUGAAGUUCGAGAUAUGUGCGCCUUUGAUAAUGAACAGCUUUUCACCAUGAAAUGGAUUGACGAAGAAGGAGAUCCGUGUACUGUCUCUUCUCAGCUUGAGUUGGAAGAAGCUUUUCGUCUGUAUGAACUAAACAAGGAUUCUGAACUUCUAAUACAUGUGUUUCCUUGUGUACCAGAACGGCCUGGAAUGCCCUGUCCUGGAGAAGAUAAGUCUAUUUAUCGUCGAGGUGCACGGCGAUGGCGAAAGCUCUACUGUGCAAAUGGUCAUACAUUCCAAGCUAAGCGAUUUAACAGAAGAGCUCAUUGUGCCAUUUGUACUGACCGAAUAUGGGGAUUGGGGCGCCAGGGAUAUAAAUGCAUCAAUUGUAAACUCCUCGUUCACAAAAAAUGUCACAAACUUGUCAGCAUAGAAUGUGGCCGGCAUGCAAUACCACCUGAGUCUAUGGAUCAGUCAUCAGUUCAUCAUGAUAACAUAGAACCAGUGAUUUCAUAUCCUUCAAGUCAUGAAAGUUUGGACCAUGUUGGUGAAGAGAAGGAGGCAACAAGUAUUAGAGAAAGUGGCAAAGUAUCCUCCAGUUUGGGUCUCCAGGACUUUGAUCUACUCCGCGUUAUAGGGAGAGGGAGUUAUGCAAAAGUACUCCUCGUUCGGUUAAAGAAGACAGAGCGCAUUUAUGCAAUGAAAGUUGUGAAAAAAGAACUUGUCAAUGAUGAUGAGGAUAUUGAUUGGGUUCAGACAGAAAAACAUGUCUUUGAGCAGGCUUCAAAUCAUCCUUUCCUUGUUGGGCUUCACUCCUGUUUCCAAACAGAAAGCAGACUAUUUUUUGUUAUAGAGUAUGUAAAUGGAGGGGAUCUCAUGUUUCAUAUGCAGCGCCAGAGGAAAUUGCCAGAAGAGCAUGCUAGGUUUUACUCAGCAGAAAUCAGUUUAGCAUUAAAUUACCUUCAUGAACGAGGAAUUAUAUACAGGGAUUUGAAACUAGACAACGUAUUGCUGGAUUCUGAAGGACAUAUUAAACUGACUGACUAUGGCAUGUGCAAGGAAGGAUUAAGGCCUGGAGACACAACCAGCACUUUCUGUGGCACUCCCAACUAUAUUGCUCCUGAGAUCUUACGUGGAGAAGACUAUGGAUUUAGUGUGGAUUGGUGGGCUUUAGGUGUACUGAUGUUUGAAAUGAUGGCAGGCAGAUCACCAUUUGAUAUUGUUGGAAGCUCUGAUAACCCUGAUCAAAACACAGAAGAUUACCUUUUUCAAGUUAUUUUGGAGAAGCAAAUUCGUAUCCCACGAUCUCUUUCCGUGAAGGCAGCAAGUGUUCUAAAAAGCUUUCUUAACAAGGAUCCAAAAGAACGCUUAGGAUGCCAUCCUCAGACAGGGUUUGCGGACAUUCAGGGACAUCCAUUUUUUCGUAAUGUUGAUUGGGAUAUGAUGGAACAAAAACAGGUGGUUCCUCCAUUUAAACCAAACAUAUCUGGAGAAUUUGGUCUGGACAAUUUCGAUUCCCAGUUCACUAAUGAGCCUGUUCAACUCACUCCCGAUGAUGAUGAUAUUGUGAAGAAGAUUGACCAGUCUGAGUUUGAAGGCUUCGAAUAUAUCAAUCCUCUUCUGAUGUCUGCUGAAGAAUGUGUCUGAUUGCCCACUUGUGAACAGUGCCAUUUGUUCCUGAUCUGUGUUUCUGCAUGGAUGAAGGGUGUGCUGUUGGGAUACAAUUGAUAAAAUGCAUUUACUUCUGUCAUCUGCCAUCUAAUAUGAACUAUUGAAUAACUUUUCUAUAAGCGGAAUGCUGUUGUUGGACUACAAGGAAAUCCAAAACACUACAACAGAUUUUGCCAAAGUUUAACUCUAAUGCUGAGACAACCUUUUGCCGUAUAGGUUGCAUAAUGUGAAGUAGUGGAUAUUGUUCGCAACUCUGCAUAAAAUGUAGUGCAGUACUAUGUUCAAAGAAGUCCUGUUAAAGAGCACCUGUUACAUUACGGCUCAUAAUGAAGCAAGAACUGGAAGUUAUAUGUUCACCUUUAAGACUGAAAGCCGAGUCUAGUGAUUUGGAGAGGAUUGUAGCAUCAUGCAUAUCCUCUUCCCUCUACCUGUAGUCAGCUUUGCAUGUAAUCAUUGGCAACCCAGAUUAAAAUGAGCACAGGUAUAUUCCCAAAUUCACUUUGAGAACCCUAAGUUUAGAAGUGUACCUAAGUUGCAGAUUAAACGUAUGACACUGAAACCAGACAGAAGGGGAAUUCAUGCAUAAUUCACAUAAUUCCUAAACUGGGCUCAACAUUAACUGUUACCCAAGUUUAUCUUCCAUGUUAGGAUUUCUAGAACUACAAUCCUAUGCACGCACAUUUAGGAGUAAGCACCAUUUAACUCAAUAGGACCUGAUUCCAAGUCAACAUGCAUAAGAUUGCGCUGAUUCUUGCAACUUGUGAUUCUUUCUCUUUAAAAAAUUUAUACAUCUCAGCCUUGAUGAAAUUGGUACAGCAUUUACUUUAACCAUGGGUAGAGCCAAGGACAGUAGGUACUUUCUGGGCAAUGGAGAUCAUGGUUCUCUUGAACAGAUUUUCUUAAGCACCAUGUAAAUAGGCUUGAGUACAUGCUUUUCAUUGUUAACUAAGAUCCUUUGGUACACAUCCAUCGCUGUGUAAAUGAGUGCCUUCCUGAGCCUGGCCUUUCAGAAAGGGCUAAUGAGAUGUGUUCAUUAAAAUGAAAAUAACCCAGUGGUUGGAAAUGUUAAGCAAACAAUAGUACUUGGCACAAAUAGGCAGCUGAUGUUCACAGAAUAAAACCUCAUGCCAUUUUUCUGCAUAAUCUUGUUGAGGUAGGCCAGCAGUUAUUUUCACGAUAGAUUCAAACAGCUAGUAGUCUUGUCUUGUGGUUAUAAAGUUUGAAAAUAAUUCUAGUAUACCAAUGUGAAACUAACACUUGAGAUCUUCUCAUGAUGUUUGCCAAGAUGUCCUUAAUGGAGCCACAUUCAUUAAGACAGUGCAAAAAUAAAUGUAAAGUUCAAACCAACUCGGUGACUGUGAAAAUGCAAGUUCUAAAGGUGACUAAUAUAACAUACAAAGUACAAUUUGUGUGCUGCAUUAUAAAAUUCAAGGAGCUGGCUAACUAGAUGUGCCAGCUUUGUAUACUGCUUGAUUUUAAAAUGCUGAUGAAAAGAAGGGAUUUUGUUUGUUUUAAAUGUUUGAUGCAAAACUGCUUAAUAUAGUUUGGGUGGGCUUAACUGAAUAAUCCCAGACCAAGCAUAUCAUAGUUAGCCUUCUAUGAUAACUAAAUGGCAGGGGGAGAGUUAAGUCCACUUAAAAUCUAUGGUACAUUUGUGCAUAAAGACUACAAAAUUACCUGUUUAAAUAGUACAAGUUACCUUCAUUGUACUUUUAAAAUGCUAAUAUGUUGAAGCGGUGGAGUUGAUCCAACUUGGUACUUGCCCUUACUACUUGAGUUUGCUCCUGUCAGUUGCAGGGUACACUUAAAAAUACCAACUAUGCUAUGUUUUAGAUCUGACUAGUCAUCUUUGGGUUUAAAUCCUUCCUGCCCCCAGCACCCUUCUUAGAUGUGUGUAUGUGCUAUUAUUUACCCUCUCACUUUUCAAAGUCCCUUUCUAAAGUGUCUGAAAUUGGUCUACUAACAGUGGCUUCACUUCAUAAGCUGCACGGUACAACAUGGCUUUACAACAGAGGUACGUUUUCUGACUCCUACAACUGUAGAGAGUAAAAUUCUCACAUCCAAGAUUUUUCUGAUUCCAAGCACAAUAGCAAUGGACUUCGGAUGUUACAAUGUGCUUUCCCCCCUCUUGUGUAUCUGUGUGUAAUACACAUUCUGUGUUGUAGUGUCACCUCUUGCAGAGAUUUGAGUGAUAUGUUGAAAUGAAUUUUUUAAAUGUGUUUCAAGGAAGUGCCAUGGUAUUAAAUUGUUAAUAUUUUUUAAUAUUAUGUCAAAUGUUUAGAUACUGUCUUAAAAUAUUGAACAGGGAAUUCAGUCACGGACAGAUAAUGCAGCAUGAUAUUUGGGGAAUUAUCUUAUUUUAAUAUAAAAAUUGAACUGGUGAGUUCUUCAUCUUGUAUUGUGCGUGGUUUUCUUCAUAUUACAGUCUUGAAUAUUGUGUAAUCUCUUAUGUUUCUGCACAUUUUUUUUACUUUCUAUUUUAAGUUUCACAAUAAAAUUCAGCAGGGCUUUUUGUUUAA
This is a messenger RNA of Hemicordylus capensis (graceful crag lizard), 4660 nucleotides long. RefSeq names its product protein kinase C iota (gene PRKCI). The coding region runs from base 291 to 2117 and encodes 608 amino acids. The record is from RefSeq and is a predicted model, not a curated record. Lineage: Eukaryota; Metazoa; Chordata; Lepidosauria; Squamata; Cordylidae. The transcript has 18 exons. Gene Ontology annotation, molecular function: ATP binding; protein binding; diacylglycerol-dependent serine/threonine kinase activity. Gene Ontology annotation, biological process: protein phosphorylation.